AUGGAGACUGCGGGGAACCCUCGACAGGCAGACGGAUCGCGCAGAGAGGGUGUGCGAAAUGGGACGCUCAAUGAUGCAGAAAGCCCGCCCUUAUCGCCUCAGAAUGUCGAGCAUGUAGCAGAAAAUGAUGGAUUCCACCCAACGAGUGAUGCGAAUAAUGUGCGACCGUCGAUUGACUAUGGAGAUGCUGAAUCUGCAAUGGGAAUUGCGAGGAAGAUCUGUCAACUUGGUCAACAACAUAUCGACGAGCGAAGUACCACCGCAAUUCCAGGUUAUCCCGUCAGCGCCAUUGUUCCACCCGCCCGAAAGUCAGCGGCUAGACAACGUGUACCAAUCUCGAAAAUCCUUGGCCGGCCACUACCUUCGAUGGAUCGCAUGAGAGAAUUGUUGGAAUACUACUUUGAUGCGGUACACUGGUUCUCACUCGCGAUCUACGAGCCCAAAUUCCGCAGAAAGUUCGAUUCUUUAGCUGAUGGCUUUGCGAAUCCAUCCCAGAAACCCUUUUUGGUUUUAUUGGCAACUAUGCUCGGAAUGUCCUCGUGGUAUCGAUCGCAACGUUCGGGAAUUGAUUCGGGCGAACAGAAAGAAGAGUGGAAGAAGCUGAGCUCAGGUCUUCUUUCCUUGGCUGAAACACAUGUGCUGGAAUUGAUGGACCACCAUUCCAUUACAGCAGCCCAGGCCUUUAUUCUCCUAGGAUCACAUAAUGUCUAUCAUGGGCGACCUAACCUAGCAUUCUCAUUACUGGGUGCGACCAUAAAGAUCUCGCAAGCAUUAGGCUUACACCGGGAACCUCUACGGGGUGAGGUGGAAGAUAUUGAGGAGCGGAAAAGAGUUUGGUGGACCAUCUACACAUGGGAUCGAUUUGCUUCGAUUACGUAUGGCAGACCACUUGGCAUCAAUGACAAGGACUGCAAUGUCAGUAUGCCGCUAGACGUGCUUGAGAAUCCGAGUUUCGUUUCCACAGAGACAGAAUCUCAAAGCAUCUGCUAUUCUGCGUAUCAGCGAGAGUUGAAUGAGCUCUACUUAAUUGCAUCCCCUGCCUUGGAACCAGUUUUUGGCUCUCGUGCCUCCUCGGAAAAACACUGGUCUGGAGACAUGUAUGUGAGUCUCAUCAAAACGGUCACAUCACAACUACACCGCUGGCGACAUCGACUCCCUAGGCACCUGGUUUUGGAUCUCGAAAAAGACUUCUCUCCGGGAGGUACCUUGAGCUCGAGGGCGCAUGUCUUGCAAGCUCUAGCAUUGCAACUUACAUUCGACAAUCUCUGCGUUGUACUUCACAGACCCUUUCUGGCCCAGCAAGUCGAUCAUCUAUCGGCCACCCAGGAUACUCCCAGCGACCACGCAGGAGAAUCCACUCCAAUCAACGUCAACAAUACUUCCUCUUCCGAACAGGACCUCCGAUCUAAAGCUCUCUCCUCGAGGCUAAAUUCAGACCCAUGGUGGAGUGCUGCGGUGCGGACAGCUCGUGUGACAGAUUUACCCAUUCUCGCACAACUCGCUACAGAUAGCCAUCUGGUCGCAUUCCUAGCAAUCAACCUCUUCAACGCUGCCAUCGUUCUAUCUAUUAUAGCGAUCUCGGAUCCUCUGUCAGAUACAGCUCAGGUGAUGAAGAGGACGAUCACUCGCAUUUUUCGAUUACAAGACCUUCUCGGAAAAAGGUCUACCCUGUCCAAGCAGAGCACAUCUGUGUUGAAGAACGUGAUCAAUAUGCUUCUCACCCGAGAGUCACAAGCCAUGCUCGCUCCAGUUACUGGACCAGAGCCGGACAUGUCUGACCAGAUUGUGCCUGCUCCAGAGUGCUCUCUGAUGUCAGUAGAGGAUACUCUACGUCUUCCGCUAGAUGUCGCAUCGGGUCCCUUCGACACAUUGGAGGGAAGCUCAAUUCAGCAUAACCCGAACAGAAGUACUCGACUCAACGAGGGGCUAUCAUCGUUUCAAAAUGUUUUUGCGCCCGCGAACGACCGCUCCUCCUACGGCAUACCCCAAGAAAACCGGCUCGAAAGAACCGACAGUGGCAACCUGAACGAAGAUCCCUACUACGCAUGGCAGAUGCCUGCCCAGCAAGACUGGAACGAACCUGAUUUCUCUCAAGCGGGUCUUGAAGAAACCUACUUUGACAGUGGUGAAAGUGGAUUAUAUUGGCUGUGGGACAUGACUUGGAAUGCACCAGAGACCUGA
Aspergillus wentii DTO 134E9 is the source of this 2181-nucleotide messenger RNA. Its product is annotated as fungal specific transcription factor domain-containing protein. Gene Ontology annotation, biological process: DNA-templated transcription. The coding region runs from base 1 to 2181 and encodes 726 amino acids. Lineage: Eukaryota; Fungi; Ascomycota; Eurotiomycetes; Eurotiales; Aspergillaceae. Gene Ontology annotation, molecular function: zinc ion binding; DNA binding. The record is from RefSeq and is a predicted model, not a curated record. The transcript has 6 exons.